Molecule: messenger RNA, 2242 nt
Organism: Bradysia coprophila
Lineage: Eukaryota; Metazoa; Arthropoda; Insecta; Diptera; Sciaridae
Gene: IntS11
Product: integrator complex subunit 11
Biological process (GO): snRNA processing
Cellular component (GO): nucleus
Molecular function (GO): RNA endonuclease activity
Source: RefSeq, a predicted model, not a curated record
UGACAGUUGACAGUUGUAUAGGUGGCGUCCCUGUCACUAUCUAGAAAAUAAAAUUGUCAAACUGAAUCACUGCUUGCAUCAUUUAAAAUUAAUCUUUUAUCGCAAAUCAACUUCGUUUCGAGAGGCGUGUGCACAUUUCUGAUAAAUUUAUUUCGCACAGGCAGUCAAAACAAUUAAAACGGCUUGGUGUUUCAUACCGCAAAGUUUUUGUCAGUUUAUAGAAAUCAUAUAAAUGUAAAAUCGGUACAAAACAAACCAUCAAACAAACCGUGUAGUGGGGGUCAUAUCAACAUCGUGUUAUGAAAUUGCGGUGUAAAUAAAACGGCUCCAUUGCGAAAUUAUUAUUAUGCCAGAUUUAAAAGUCACUCCGCUCGGUGCCGGCCAAGAUGUGGGAAGAAGUUGUCUUCUGUUGUCGAUGGGCGGCAAAAACAUAAUGCUCGAUUGUGGCAUGCAUAUGGGAUACAAUGACGAGCGACGAUUUCCCGAUUUCUCGUACAUCGUGCCGGAAGGUCCGUUGACCGUUCACAUCGAUUGCGUUAUUAUUUCCCAUUUCCAUUUGGACCACUGUGGUGCCUUGCCUUAUAUGUCGGAAAUAGUUGGCUACACUGGUCCCAUCUACAUGACACAUCCGACGAAAGCAAUCGCUCCGAUUUUACUGGAAGAUAUGCGCAAAGUGGCCGUUGAACGUAAAGGGGAAUCCAACUUUUUCACAACGCAAAUGAUCAAAGAUUGCAUGAAAAAGGUCCAGGCCGUGACCUUGCACCAGAGUGUUAUGGUGGACAGUGAAUUGGAAAUCAAGGCAUAUUAUGCUGGCCAUGUUCUGGGCGCAGCAAUGUUCUGGAUACGAGUCGGAUCGCAAUCGGUCGUGUACACCGGCGAUUAUAACAUGACACCGGAUCGACAUCUGGGCGCUGCAUGGAUCGAUAAAUGCAAACCGGAUCUACUCAUUUCGGAGAGUACAUAUGCGACGACGAUCCGUGAUUCGAAACGGUGUCGCGAACGGGACUUUUUGAAAAAGGUCCACGAGUGUGUGGCCAGAGGCGGUAAAGUUUUGAUUCCAGUAUUCGCGCUGGGUCGGGCGCAAGAGCUGUGCAUUUUAUUGGAAACAUAUUGGGAACGAAUGAACCUCAAAUAUCCAAUUUACUUUGCCGUUGGACUCACCGAGAAGGCGAACAAUUACUACAAAAUGUUCAUCACUUGGACCAAUCAGAAAAUACGAAAAACGUUCGUCCAACGGAAUAUGUUCGACUUCAAGCACAUCAAACCGUUCGACAAAGGCUACAUUGACAAUCCUGGAGCGAUGGUAGUUUUCGCUACUCCGGGAAUGUUACACGCUGGACUGUCGUUGCAAAUAUUUAAAAAGUGGGCUCCGAAUGAGAACAACAUGGUUAUAAUGCCCGGCUAUUGUGUACAAGGUACGGUUGGUCACAAAAUUCUUGGCGGUGCGAAGAAAAUCGAAUUCGAAAAUCGUCAACAGGUUGAAGUCAAAAUGUCGGUCGAAUAUAUGAGUUUCAGCGCUCACGCCGAUGCUAAAGGCAUUAUGCAGCUGAUUCAAUAUUGCGAGCCCAAGAAUGUGAUGCUUGUCCACGGCGAAGCGGAGAAAAUGAAAUUCCUGAGAGAGAAAAUCAAAGAAGAAUUUAGUAUUGAGUGCUUCAUGCCGGCUAAUGGUGAGACCUGCGUCAUAACAACUCCAGUUAAAAUACCAGUUGAUGCUUCGCUGGCACUGCUGAAAUCUGAAGCGAAAAUCUACAAUGCCCAGCCACCCGAUCCGAAACGAAUGCGACUGAUUCACGGUGUUUUGUUUAUGAAAGACAAUCGGGUGUCGUUGAUGAGCUUGGACGAGCUGUGUAAGGAAGUCGGAGUCAACAGACAUAUCUUACGAUUUACCUCAACAAUCAAAGUGGACGACCAGGAACCCAUUGGCCGGAUAAGUGAAAAAUUGUUCAGUUUGCUGCAGGAUAAACUGAGUAGUUGGCCCGUCACAAUGUUGGAAAAUCAUAAAAUUGCCGUACAAAGUGUAACCAUAGCCAUCGAAAGUGAACCGAAUGAGCAUCACAAAAAUAUAUUGGUAUCGUGGACCAAUCAGGACGAAGAUCUCGGUUCCUAUAUUUUAGGCUUGUUACAGAACAUGGGCUAGGAGUGUCACAAUUUUAAUUUCCUUUUGUCAUAAUGUGAAUUUUUGAAAUGUAUUUUUUAUAUGAACGAGAAUAAUUCGGGUGAUUAGAACGUGUCGUACGUGAAA